Aspergillus oryzae RIB40 is the source of this 2667-nucleotide messenger RNA. Its product is annotated as serine/threonine-protein kinase. The transcript is spliced from 4 exons. Lineage: Eukaryota; Fungi; Ascomycota; Eurotiomycetes; Eurotiales; Aspergillaceae. Gene Ontology annotation, molecular function: protein serine/threonine kinase activity; ATP binding. The record is from RefSeq and is a predicted model, not a curated record. Gene Ontology annotation, biological process: intracellular signal transduction; peptidyl-serine phosphorylation. The coding region runs from base 1 to 2667 and encodes 888 amino acids.
AUGAUGUCAGAGUCAGCUUCUGAUGCCUCCGCGGCCCAACGGGUCAGAAGAGAUAGAAUUCGAGUUCGUAUCGGGAGAAGAAGUUCCAGGAUACUAUCUUUACUCGGUUUUCGAGGCUUUCCCAACGGUAAGCUAUCAAUUUGCAGUACUGCCCCAUGGUCUGUCACCACGCGAGCUGAUAGCUAUGGCUUAGGCUCUACGCCCAGCGCUGUUGAUCCAGACCACCCUUCACAUACAGCAAACUACCCUCAGACAAUUCAGUCAUUUCAGUCUCAUUGCGCACAAGGGAUACACACUUCUCGAAAUACGGCUGUCAGAGAAGUCGAAACUAUCCAUGCUCAUCCCCCUUCUUCCCCAAUUCUCGACCAUCGCAGCUCCAGUGUAUUGUUUAUACCAUCCGCCCAUUCCAAUAAGCAGAGAGAAACGCAUAAAGAUAAAAGAGAGGCAGGAGCUGUGUCCCGGAGUUCAGAGUCAUAUGAGACUAGAGGACCUAAAGGUCUUGGGGAGCGGAGGAGUCGGUCCACCCCAGCAGCAUUCACACACAUAGUGUCGCGCAAAUUAUCAACUACUUUUGGAAAUCCAACUGUCAUUCGUCGUUCACGUCUACGUCGACGACCAAGCGUCCGUAUCCUUAAAUUCCCGGCUGCUACAAUUCCCAACCUCAAUAAUCAAGGCGAUAGUGCUAAUGAUAGUUCCGACCCUUCAAGCUCGCCUACCAGUAGCGGCUCUCCAUUGAGGGCCAAAUCAACGCCUCCAACCUCGGCAGAACCAUCUAUUUUUCACGAAAUAGUAGAGCACUAUCAAGAUGAUACGGUUGGGUGGCGGCCGACAUUAGGCACAUUUAGGCCUGUCACAGGGAGAAAGCUUACUCCGAUCGAGGAGUCUCCCGGCGUGACACCCACAGUUCGUACCGUGGAGGCUGUUGCUAAUGCUAAGGUCUUUUUCGAAACCUAUUUCAGGUCGAUCUACUCUGAUAUCAAUCAACGCUCGCAAAGGCAGCGAGAACUCGAACAAUACAUACAUUCACUGCCUCUGACACUGGAGGAGAAGAACCGAGUAUGGCAGAACUGGAUUGUCCAGGAACAAGAAUAUCUUCGCCAAUGCAGAGUCCUCAAGUCGCGCUUCCACGGUGCUUGCCAUGAUGAGACUGUGUCAAUUGCCGGGUUUGAAGUUCUGAAAGAACUGGGUAGAGGGAGUUUCGGCGUCGUUCAUUUAGUUAGGGAGAACAACGCAGGCGAGACUCCUACUGCUGUGAUGAAACAUCCUUGCCCAAAGCUUAUCAAUGCGAGGGCAGCCCGAGGGAGCGAAAAUCAUCGUCGAAAAGUUAUGACUGGAGAAAAAAAGGACGUCUUCGCCAUGAAGGUCAUCCGGAAGUCAGCGAUGAUACGCAAUAGUCAAGAGGGCCACCUGCGAGCUGAACGGGAUUUUCUUGUGGCAUCUGCAAAAUCCCGCUGGAUCGUUCCUCUAAUCGCAAGUUUCCAGGAUAUCAAUCAUCUAUACCUCAUCAUGGACUAUAUGGUCGGCGGGGACUUCUUAGGCCUGUUGAUGCGACGAUGCAUUCUGCCUGAAGAUGUCGCGAAAUGGUAUAUUGCAGAGAUGGUACUGUGUAUUGAGGAGGCACAUAGACUCUGCUGGAUCCAUCGGGACGUCAAACCCGACAACUUCUUGAUUUCCGCCUCGGGACAUUUGAAAAUAUCAGACUUCGGCCUAGCCUUUGAUGGUCACUGGGCCCAUGACCAAGUUUACUACAACGAGCACCGAUACUCCUUAGUCAAGAGGCUAGGGAUUCAAGUUGAUGGCGAUGUUGAGGACCAGAAAGAAGAGCGAACAAGAAAAGCUGAACAAGCCCCGUUGAACAAUAGCGACGACACAGUUACCUUCAUGCCCCCUUCCGUGAAUCUUCUCGAAUGGAGAGAUCAACAUCAGAUGCGAAGGCUAGCUAGGAGUGUGGUCGGUACUAGCCAAUACAUGGCCCCUGAAGUUAUCCGGGGAAGUUUGUAUGAUGGAAGGUGUGACUGGUGGAGUGUAGGGAUUAUACUGUAUGAAUGUCUAUACGGCUUCACACCAUUUGCUGCAAAAGAUCGGGAAACGACAAAAUGGAAGAUUCAUAAUGAUGUUUUCAAUUCACGAUCAACGGCGAGGCAUCUCUUGUCCACCGAUAUCAAAGCCCAUCCUUUCUUUCGCGGUAUCAUAUGGGAACAGCUCCACCAGUCCAGUCCACCCUUCAUUCCAAAAGUCAAGAGCUGGGAAGAUACGAGGUAUUUUGAAGAUGCUGGAGGCGUGGUCGACAAUGACGACAUUUCCAUCACCACGGAUGCUCAAGGGUCCGGCGAUGGGCCAGAAGGAACAGGAUACAAACCGAAGCCCAUACAGAAUCAGGCAGAGUCGCAGCAGAAGCAGAGGGGACCCAUCCCUGACGAGAACACCUCAAUCGAUGCUACAGAGCCUCCUACAAAGACUACGAAAAAACAGAAACAUAGGAAAAGACCGCGGGAUAAGAUGCUACGGGACAUGAGGAUUCAGAAGACUGUCCUCAGGAUGCGUAAGGAGGGAGCCUUCGUGGGCUACACCUACCGCCGACCCAAGGCUGUUGCACUGGCCUUCGCUCCCGAAAGAGGCCGACUCUACCUAUCACGAGGACAACUGUCCGAAAUCUAUGGAUUGUAG